AGGUGAGCUUUCACUGCUUCUUUGUAAGGAGGUAAGUUAAAUCAAGUCUCUUCAGGCUUUGUCAGCAGCUUGGACUUUUGAUGGUAUAUUCGGAACUUGUAUUGUAAAGAAUUACAGAUCAGAAUACAAAUGAUCUGUAUGAGGACCUGUAGGUAAAUGCAUUGUAACAGGCACAAUUGUGUGGGUGGUAUUCAAUGCUAGUCCUACUCAGGAAUAGACCCAUUGUAGUCAAUGGGCAUGACUAACUUAGGUUUGUUAACAUAAACGAGUCUACUUUGAGUAGGAUUUAGCUGAAUACAACCCUCAAUAUUUUAUGACAAAAAUAUGUGUAGAUUUAUCUCGAUGCACACAUUUCUAAACAGAUGUUAUCAUAAAAUAUGCAUUUUGCUUCAUUUAUUGAGCAAAAUACAAAUCGUGUAUGUAUGUAUGAAUGUAACCAACAUAGUUUGUACAUCACUUAAUCAUAAAACCCCCUCUAAGUAGUUAAAAUUAUUGAAACUAGAGUUAAAACAAGCUAAGCUUUCUCUCGAUGUAAAAUAAGCAGUUAAAUACAGUGCUGCCUCGCAAGACGAAAUUAAUUCGUUCCGCGAGUUUUGUCGUCUUGCAAUUCUUUUCGUCUUGCGAAGCACGGUGUCGGGAAAGUUUUGGAAAAGCUUCACAAAUCACCAAAGUCAUUAAAAACCUCAAAAAAGGCUACCACACCGCGUUCUAUGAGUUGCUCCUCGAAGUCAAGUCGCAACUGUAUUAACGGUGUUAAGAUAAAGGAAACAAACUUGCAAGACGUUUCCGUCUUGCGAAGCAAGCCCAUAGGGAAAAUCGUCUUGCGAAGCAGCUCAAAAAACAAAAAACCCUUUUGUCUAGCGAGUUUUUUGUCUUGCGAGGCAUUCGUCUUGCGAGGUACCACUGUAAAUGUACAUAUUGAAAUAAAUGUCAAUGUGAUACAUAUUAGGCUGGAGUAUAUUAAUUUGGACAGUUCAUUUAAAAAUAUGGAUCAAAACAAAUUAAUGUCCCUUUCCAAGAAACAAUGAGCAACUGCUAUUGCUGUUUUUCCUUUUGUUCCCCCUGUGAACAAUGCCAUGGCCUUUGGCUAGUGCAAUAAAUAUAAUAUAAAAUAUAUAUAUAAUAGAGUUUAGAAAAUUGUUUGAGAUUGCAAUCCUCUUCCGAUUUAUUUGGGUGUAGGGCUCACUGCACACAUUGGAAAUUUUAUCCAGUGUAGAUAAUGAGAGAAUUGCUCUAAGUCAACACUGGUCUGCUUACAUUGGCAAACUUCUAAAAAGAAAUUUCCAUUGUUUUGAUGGAAAGGUUGUGCCUCUUCAGAUGUAACUUUAAUAUACUAAACACACACCCACCCAAACAUCAUAUGCAUGCAUACAAACAUGCAAUUUCCAUGGAGUUCAACGGAACUUGCUCUUAAGUGUUUGGCAUGACAGGUGUGAAUUGUUUGGAUCUGUACUAGUUUGUGAUUUACAUGUCUUGGAGCCAUAUUCAAUUAACUCAACACGCUAGCAGAAGCCAAAUUCCUGCUAGAGCUAUGGGUCUUCCCCACCACUCCUCACCCCUUCUUGGGAGGGUUGGGAGAACCUCCAGAACAGCACAUGGAGCUAGGAGAAGGGAGAUUAUUCAGUUGGGGAAGCAGAAAAGCGAUGUGUUGAAUACAACUCUUGGUACCCUUUCUCUCUUUCAGUGACUUCGAGAUAUCGGGCAACUUUUGCCAUGGAAAAAGCUCAUGGAUUUCUUUUUGUUCUUCUCUGCUUGGGAACCCUGAGAGAGUCAAGUAAGAUCUGUUUAAAGAUGACGGCAGAAUGAUGUGGGAGAAAACUCCCUUGGGAAGUUUAGUAUGGAGGCUCAAACAAAUUCCCAGUUAGUCAGACUGCUAAUUCAGUCAUGCAUUCAAAGACAGAUUCCAAGAGAGUCUGUGAGAUGAGAGGAUAUCCAUUAUGACACACACUAUGGGGGGGGGAUGUCAUCGGGACCAUUUCAUCAUAUAGCCAAGCAUUUCUGCUACUUUCUGUCACCCUAGCAGCUCACUGUCUCUUCCUCCAAGCAAAGACCUUAGAAACAGUUAUUCAACACAUGCUUUCUUUUGCUGUGCGCAGAGGCCUCCUUGCAUCUUAUAUGGAGCUAUUCUUCUUUCCAGCACACAGUGUUGGGCUCCUCCUAAAACUUGUUCUUACUAGUUUUGUUGUCUUGUGGUGGCCUUAGGAUUUUGAGACUAUCUAACUGCGCCUUAGCUGUUUGUUUUUCCUUCAUGCCCCACCUGUUGCCUUAAUAAGACAGUGGUACCUCGGGUUACAGAUGCUUCAGGUUACAGACGCUUCAGGUUACAGACUCCACUAAUGCAGAAAUAUGACCUUGAGUUAAGAACUUUACUUCAGGAUGAGAACAGAAAUCGUGCGCUGGUGGUGCGGCGGCAGCAGGACACCCCAUUAGCUAAAGUGGUACCUCAGGUUAAGAACAGUUUCAGGUUAAGAACGGACCUCCGGAAUGAAUUAAAUUCGUAACCAGAGUACCACUGUAAUAAUAAUAAAUGUUUAUUUGUAUUCCACCCUCCCCGGUCGAGUGGCUAACAUCAUAAAAACAACACAAUAUACAUAAAAACAGACACCAAUUAAUUAAAAUACAUCUUAAAAUUAAUUCAGACAAGUUAAAAUCUGGGCAGGUGGCAAUUAUCAGGUUGGAACUGAGAGUGGUUAAUACUUGCCGGGAGCAAUUGUUUCCACUGAUCAUACAAGGACCUGUGAGUGGGUUGGGGGUCUCCUUCGGGCUUGUUUUAUACAAUGGAAAGUAAGUCAAAAUGCAUCCUGCCCAAAGGCCUGGGGGAACAGCUCCAACUUGCAGGCCCUGCAGAAAGAUGUCAUAUCCCACAGGGUCCUGGUCUCUUGUGGGAGAGUGUUCCACCAGGCUGGGGCCACGGCCCAAAAGGCCCUGGCUCUAGUCGAGGCCAGUCUAAUUUCCCUGGGGCCCUGGAUCUUCAAGGUGGUGUUGUUAGCAGAACAUAAGGUCCUCUGUGGGGCUUACCAGAAGAGGUGGUCCCACAGGUACGAGGGUCCUAGGCCAUAUAGGGCUUUAAAGGUUAAAACCAGCACCUUAAACCUGAUUCUGUACUGCACCAGGAGCCAGGGCAGCUGGUAUAGCACUGGGUGAAUGUGGUCCUGUGGUGGGGAUCCCGUAAGGAGUCUCGCUGCAGCAUUCUGCAGCUGCUGGAGUUUCUGGGUCAGUUUCAAGGGCAGCCCCACGUAGAGUGAGCCUUGCAACAAUCAACUAUCUGCCACUGCUGAAAACAGAAUGCUGAACCAGACUUCGUCUGAUCCAUGCUCUUAUGAACUACCAUUCACAUAUUUAAAGAGUCUGCCACAUGACACCUGCCUCCCCUGAAAAAAAAAAUCAUGCAAGUUAGGUCUCAUUCACAGCAUAUAUUGAAAGAAACAUGAUACUGCUUUAAAAUCAUGACUUCCCCCAAAGAAUUCUGGGAGCUGCAUUACGUCAAAUGAGUGGAGAGUUGCUAGGAGAUCCCCUAUUCCCCUCACAGAGCUACCAUUGCAGUACAUCCUUAGCGAAGCCCCAAGAAACCGUAACUGAUGAAAAAGUUUAUUUUUAUUCAAAUAUGACAACACAGAGGAUUUGCAAACAACCAAUAUUGACAUAAUUAGCAAAAUCAAAAUAUAGCCUAUGCAGAGAAGUUCUUUAAGGUGAGAUUGGGUCCCUCCCUACUUCUUUGCACGUUUACAGGUUCCACUUGUGGUCCUGCAAGAAAAGAUCCAAACAAGUUCUUCCUCAUUGGUAUGGGAACUUCGAGUAUGUGAAAUUGAUAAGCACACUGUGGCCACACUAGGUUGGCAUUCACCCCAGUGUGCUUGCCAAGUCUAUAGGAGUACAUAGGAGUACAAAAAAGAAAAAAAAGAAAUUGAUUUCAGGAUUCAUUUUUCUUGGGAGGUGUCAUCUUCUGUACAUCAUGCUGGAUACCCCUCACCUUGAAACGGUCCCACAGAAUCCACUUAGGACCUAAAACCCAGACAGUGUUGGAUGACAAAGAGUGCCCUAAAUCCAGUAAUGCCACAGGUAUAUAUACUAGAAGGGACGUGGGUGGCGCUGUGGUCUAAACUAAGCCUAGGGCUUGCCGAUCAGAAGGUCAGCGAUUCGAAUCCCUUUGACGGGGUGAGCUCCCGUUGCUCGGUUCCUGCUCCUGUCCAUCUAGCAGUUCGAAAGCACAUCAAGGUGCAAGUAAAUAGGUACUGCUCUGGCGGGAAGGUAAACGGUGUUUCCAUGCGCUGCUCUGGUUUCACCAGAUGCGGCUUAGUCAUGCUGACCACAUGACCUGGAAAAACUGUCAGCGGACAAACGUUGGCUCCCUCAGACAGUAAUGUGAGAUGAGCGUGCAACCCCAGAGUCGUCUGCGACUGGACCUAAUGGUGAGGGGUACCUUUACCUUUAUAUAUACUAGAGCGGUUCAUAAAAAACUUUUUUUUGGAAAAUGCCUUCUCCAAAGGUCUUAUCUUACCACACUAGGGAUUAUAUAGCUAUAUCUGAAAUUUCAUGCAUAUCAGUUAAUAUCUUGACCCUGCUCCACUGAAUUGAAAUUUCAGCCUUCACAACAUAGGAAUACGGCCAAAUAAACAGCUAUUUUCAUGCAUAUCAGUUAAUAUCUUGACCCUCCUCCAUGAAAAUAGCUGUUUAUUUGGCCGUUUUCCUAUGUCGUGAAGGCUGAAAUUUCAGUUCAGUGGAGCAGGGUCAAGAUAUUAACUGAUAUGCAUGAAAUUUCAGAUAUAGCUAUAUAAUCCCUAGUUUAGUAAGAUAAGACCUUUGGAGCAGGCAUUUUCAAAACGGUUUUUAUGAACUGCCCUAAUAUACACCCCACUUGACUUUCCUGCCAAUACUGAAAGCCAAACAAACAAAUUAAAAACACCACUUCAAAAAUUGGACUCCCAGCAGUAGGGAGUAGGUGAAAAAGAGGAGGGGCUUCCUAGGGCUCCCCCCACCAAAUCCUACUCAUCCCCCAAACAUGCAAGUAGCAAAGUCCAUGCCACAAAGGGAGGGAAGGAAUCACAAAGAGAAGAGUAAAGUGUUUGGGGCGGAGCCAUCUUAUAAAGCCUGGCUUCUUCCCCAUCCUGAUUAGCCUGUCAUCUCACCUGACCCUUCCCCAACUCCUCCGCAGGGCUAAACCAUUUUGAGUCUUCUUCCCAGGGGAGUUGAGAUGUGGCAAAUCCACUUGCGCUCAAGGGUGGGAGUGGCACUCCCAGAAUGGCUUAACAGUCAGUUCCUCUUUCCAAGAAACUCUGGUAAUGGUAGCUCGGGGGGGGGGGGUAGGUGUGUAGGUGGCCCACAAUUGAAAUCCUCCCCCCCCCAUUAAUUUUUAUUGAUUCUCAAAAAAAAAUUACAAAUUAAUGCCCAGUUAAUUCAAAUUUAACAUAAAAUCCUGUUGUUGUUUAGUUGUUUAGUCGUGCCCAUGACCCCAUGGACCAGAGCAUGCCAGGCACUCCUGUCUUCCACUGCCUCCCACAGUUUGGGCAAACUCAUGCUGGUAGCUUCGAGAACACUGUCCCACCAUCUUGUCCUCUGCCGUCCGCUUCUCCUUGUGCCCCCCAUCUUUCCCAACAUCAGGGUCUUUUCCAGGGAGUUUUCUCUUCUCAUGAGGUGGCCAAAGUAUUGGAGCCUCAGCUUCAUGUUCUGUCCUUCCAGUGAGCACUCAGGGCUGAUUUCCUUAAGAAUGGAGAGGUUUGAUCUUCUUGCAGUCCAUGGGACUCUCAAGAGUCUCCUCCAGCACCAUAAUUCAAAAUCAUCAAUUCUUCAGCGAACAGCCUUCUUUAUGGUCCAGCUCUCACUUCCAUACAUCACUACUGGGAAAACCAUAGCUUUAACUAUACAGGCCUUUGUUGGCAAGGUGAUGUCUCUGCUUUUUAAGAUGCUGUCUAGGUUUGCCAUUGCUUUUCUCCCAAGAAGCAGACGUCUUUUAAUUUUGUGACUGCUGUCACCAUGUGCAGUGAAUAAAAUCCUAUGCAGGUGUAUUCAACAGUAAGCCCCACCAAGUUCUCUUAUAAAGAGAUGGGAAUCUGACAUUGCUCUAAACACUGGCAGAGGAAUAGGGCUGCAGAGGGAGCGGACCACCCCCGGCACCACUAUUCAGGUAGGGUGCCAUCGCGGUGGCCCCUCUGGACACGCGCCAUGCACACGUACGCACGCUGGGCACCACACACCCACAGGUGGCGCACCACACCCCCAGAACACACUCCAGGCCCCCCGGGGUGCAUGCCAUUCCCCCGCCUGCUCUCCGCCCCCAGUAGCGGAGCAUGCAGCUUCGUCACUGGCUCUACAAAAGAAAAGAAGAAAGGUGCUCAGUUCCCUCACCUCCCCCGCCCCUGGUAAGCAGGGAGAAUUUUAAUAGGCAACUUUCAAUCCGCCCUAAAUAAAAACAAGGAGUAUCUAAACUAUAAGCCUUAUGUUUAUAUUUAAUGCAGACCUCCAGUUCAGAAACAAGUCUUAGAAAAUUCACUAGCUUUUUUGAGGUAUUAUUUGCUCCUCUCAGAUUUUCUCAAAUGUCCAACCUGUUUGGGAAACUCAGCAUUUGUUUGGAGGCUUUGCUUUAAAAAAGGUAAAAAAUAAAAAAUAAAAUAAACAGUAGCCGUUGUAGGAGAUUCAAGAGGAAUUGAAUGAGAAAGUGUCCAGUUAUUUGAUUCUGGUAUAUUAUGUUUCUUGAACAGGUUUCGUGUACGGUUAUGUAAAGCCUACACACAUCGAUCACCAAGAAUGUUUAAAAAAGGGUGGCCGAUGCUUAGGAAGAACUAGCUGUGAAGAACAGUUUGUUUUCUAUGGACACUGUCAGAAUGGAAGCAGAGGCAUAUGCUGUAAAAGGUAAAUCCAUAAUAUUGCAGGUUACGUGGCAGAGUGGAGAGUAUUAUGGAGGUGAAAUCAAAAAUUUGUUGUUGUUUAGUCAUUUAGUCAUGUCUGACUCUUCGUUCAGCAGCCACCUGCUCAACCACCUGACCCAAGAAUGGAAGAUUUGAGACUGGGCGAUAGUUGGCGAAAUCUAAAGAUGGUUUUUUAAGAAGCGGUUUAAUGACCCUCACAGAGGGAAGCAUUCACCACCCUGCAGAGCCCAUCGCCCAGCCCUUCUUGGUUCACUUUUAUGAGCCAGGAUGGGCAAGGAUCAAGGAGACAGGUGGUCAGUUUCAUUCAUCCAAGCAGGCUGUCCAUAUCCUCGGAGGUUAACAGAUUGGAAUUGAUUCCACGCACCUUGACUAGACAGGGCUCUUGCACUCUCCCGCCCUGCCCCUGCUCCCAUGGUGGAGUCUACCUCUUUCUGAAUCUGAGUGACUUUAUCUGCAAAAAAGACUUUGCAAAAUCGUUGCAAGAGAUCCUGGGGCCCUUACCAGGCCCCGAUAGCACUGGUGGUUCUGUUAAAUUGCAAACCACCUGAAAGAGUCUCCUGCUGCUGUUUUCUGCAGAUGGAAUAGAGGUGGUGAAGAAGGUCCUCUUCGCUAUUGCUACCACCACUUGGUAGGCUCGACAUUGAGCAUUAACUCAUGUCCAGUCAGAUUCAGAAUGAGUUUUUCACCACUGGCACUCUAGCCAUCUCAGUGUUUGUUUCAUUGCCCUCAGCUCCAGGGGAAACCAAAGUGCUAUCUGGGCUCCAAGGAAUCAAAGAGGGCACAUCAGAGCCAGAUGGUCAAUAGCCCUGGUUAACUCUGGAGUCUGUAGACCAAAGCUUAUUGAGAGAGUUCAGCAUGUUUAGGCUGGAGAAGAGGAGAAUGAGAGUAGAUAGCCAUCUUCAAAUAUCUUAGGGGCUUUUACAUGGAAGAUGGAGCAAGCUUGCUUUUUCCUGCUCCAGAGGGUAGGACCUGAUCCAAUGGAUUAAACUUACAAGAAAGGAGAUUCCAACUCAACAUCUGGAAGAACCUUAUGAUGAUAAGAGCUGUUCAACAGUGGAAUGGACUCCCUCAGAAGGUGGUGGACUCUCCUUCACUGGAGGUCUUUUGAAGCAGAGGUUGGAUGGCCAUCUCCCUUCAUUGCAGGGGGUUGGACUAGAUGACCCUUGAAGUACCUUCUAACUCAACAAUUCUAUGAUUCUGUGACUAGCUGUGAGAUCAUAUACAGUGGAUGCUCGGGUUGUGAAUGUGAUCAGUGCAGGAUGCAUGUUCGCAACCUGCAGCAUUCGCAACCUGUGUCUGUGCACGCGCGGGUUGCAAUUUGACGCGCAUGCGCAAAGCGUGAUUUAGCGCUUCUGCGCAUGCGCGACUGCCGAAACCCGGAAAUAACCCAUUCCGGUACUUUCGGGUUUCGGCGGUCCGCAACCCGAAAAAACACAACCUGAAGCGGCUGUAACCCGAGGUAUGACUGUAUAUCUGGCCUUUACCUGUAUAUUGGGGCAUCCUCCCCCCUCCCCCCAAAAGCUCCACAACUUUGGCUCAUCCCCCCCCCCAAAAAAGCUCAACAACUUUGAUGAAGCUUUCCCCCCAAAAAAGCACAGCAACUCUGGUCAAUCCAAAGGGUAGAUCACGGCCAGUUGUUUUUUUUUAAUAAUGGGAGUAGAUUGCAGUCUCUUGGAAGUUGGUCGUACCUGAUAUAUAUGUUUUAAAUAGGUUUUGGAUAUAUUCAAUCAUUUUUCUUGUGUUGUGUCUGUAGCCCUGGGUCCCUCUGAGCGGAAGAACUAUCAAUAAUUUAUCAAAUAAAUAAAUACUACCACCUUUUCACUUAAUGUUUUUUUCUUCCUCUGCAGAGACCCAGAAGAGUACUGCAAAUGGCGGGGAGGUGCAUGCACUAAAAAUAAAUGUCCUCCAGAUAGUUCUUCCCUUCACAAGUGCACUAAAAGGGUUUUCUGCUGCAGAAAGUGAGUUGCAAAGCUUGACAGAUAAAAUGCAAAAAGGAAAGAAGAAAAAAAUUGUCCAGAUGACUGCAUAUCUUUAGUGGGGUAUCUUUAGCAAAGGGUAAAUUGCAUAGCAGGAGGGGGUUGUAGGAGAUACACUGUAAAUGGUUGGCUGAGGAAAUAGGUUCAGCUGCAAUCUCUUAAACCAAUAUCCUUGAAAUGCUGUUGACCUGGUCUCAAUGGUUGGGUUAUCUCUUUAUUUGCAUGAGCAGCGAGUGAUAAGAAAAACCUGCAGGAUGAGGCCAAUGGCUCUCCUGGCCCAGCAUCCUGUUCCCACAGUGGCCAGGCAGAUACCUAUGGCGCAGAACAUCAGCGCAACAGCACUCUGAACAUUUGCUAUUCCCAGCAGCUGGCAUUCAGAGGCAUACUGCCUAUGAAGUGGAAGCAGAACAUAACCAUUGUGGCUAGUAGCCUUUUAUCGCUUUAUUCUCCAUUCAUUUUCUAAGCCUCAUUUAAAGCUAUUCAAGCUGGUGGUCGUCACUGCCUCUUGUGUAAAUCAGACCGUUGCUGGGAUUGAAUGCCACAGAGGACCAUCAGAGCUCAAGUGCCAGACCAGUGAGAUUCAGCUAAAAGACGGGAGCAGAUGUAUGGAGACCACCAAGCCCUUUAUCAAGGGCUAUAUUAAAGCCAGGGGGGCGCUUUCCCCCCAGCUGUGUGUGUGGCAAGAGGCAAAAUUUCACAGAGGAAUGGAUGCAAUUUUUACUUAAUCACAGUGUUACAUUUCACAUCCAAUACACACACAAGACGUAACCGGCUAUACAUUUGAAAAAAUAAUAUCUACUAUUCAUUGUAUUGGACGCGGGUGGCGCUGUGGGUUAAACCACAGAGCCUAGGACUUGCUGAUCAGAAGGUUGGUGGUUCGAAUCUCCUCAAUGGGGUGAGCUCCCAUUGUUCGGUCCCAGCUCCUGCCAACCUAGCAGUUCCAAAGCACAUCAAAGUGCAAGUAGAUAAAUAGGUACUGCUCUGGCGGGAAGGUAAACGGCGUUUGCGUGCACUGCUCUGGUUCACCAGAAGCAGCUUAGUCAUGCUGGCCACAUGACCUGGAAGCUGUACGCCGGCUCCCUUGGCCAAUAAAGCGAGAUGAGCGCCGCAACCCCAGAGUCGGCCACUAAUGGUCAGGGGUCCCUUUACCUUUACCUUUUCAUUGUAUUGAAUUGUAGAUUUCAUUCAUUGUACUGAAUUGUAGAUUUCAAUAGCUCAUAAAGUUCAACGAAAAAAGUAGAAGACCCGGUGGAUCAGUUCAUUCUCUAAUCAGUUUAUGCAUAAGGUCCAUAUAUGUGAAAGUGUCUAUUCCAUCUGUCUGUUCAUAGAGUUCAGCAAUCCACACGAAAGGUUGUUGCAGUUCCACAGAAUCCUUUCACAGAGUCUAAGACAAGGAUUUCUGGAAUAUUAGCCUUGUUUCGCCGUCCUGGGCUUCAUCAGUAGUACAAACUCAUAUAUGAUAUCACAGGACAGUGGAUCUUAUAGCAUAGUAGUUGAACGUUAUAAGCUACUUCUGUUGAAAUCUACAAUUCAAUACAAUGAAUAGUAUAUAUUAUUUUUCAAAUGUACAGCCAGUUACCUCUUGUGUGUUUAUUGAAUAUGUUUCACGUAACCAGAGGUUUGUUGUUGUUUUGCACAUUUCACAUCCAUGCAAAGGCUUGAGGUUGCCGCAAAUCUCCUUUCCCACCCAUUUGUCUGAAAUUUGGUGGACUAGCCCCUCGCAAAAAGAGGCUACUGCAUUUGGGCACAUUUCAUCAAAUUCAUCCAAACAACUUUAAAAAACAACAACCGCAAACCCACCAAUGAGUAUUUAUUAAUUAUUCCAUUAUGGUCAAUAGGAGAGACAUCUGAGGCUUCAGAGGUUUAGGCAAGACAAGCUCUACUUCAUAUUUAAGGUGUGAAGCCUAAUGUUAGCCCAGGUAACGGAAUCAAGGAGAUCUGCUGUCUGAAUGAAGGGACCCCUCCCCCCACCAUGUGCUUAGUUUUUCUAUGUAUAAUCAUGACAAUAUACAGUAAAUUGGUAUGGUCUGAUGAUACAUGGCUAAUGAGCCAUGUUUGAUUAGGUGGCAGCUUUUUCAGAGCCAGGUCAAAGUUACCAGUUAUUUGAGAGCAGUAGGUUUAUAAGGUUUUCCUCAGUGUUUUCUAGAGUCACAAAUUUCCCCGUUUACUCUUUCAGGCGUCCGAAAUAAAAAACAAGGCAUUACUAAUAGUAACUCUGAUCGUGUUCCAGCAAACAUCCUUGAGAGCUGCAGAAGCAAGGAAAUCAACAACUGUGUCUUCAAAGGGUCCACAAAACCAUCAAAUAUGUCGCUGUGGAAUAAAUACAAGAAACAUUUAGCCAUCUGUUUGCC
Molecule: messenger RNA, 11190 nt
Organism: Podarcis lilfordi (Lilford's wall lizard)
Lineage: Eukaryota; Metazoa; Chordata; Lepidosauria; Squamata; Lacertidae
Source: the annotation of a GenBank genome assembly